Messenger RNA from Dunckerocampus dactyliophorus (ringed pipefish), 2839 nucleotides. RefSeq names its product WD repeat and FYVE domain containing 2 (gene wdfy2). Bases 136 to 1122 code for a protein of 328 amino acids. The transcript is spliced from 10 exons. The record is from RefSeq and is a predicted model, not a curated record. NCBI's taxonomy places the organism in Eukaryota, Metazoa, Chordata, Actinopteri, Syngnathiformes, Syngnathidae. Gene Ontology annotation, molecular function: protein binding; metal ion binding.
AGCAAGGCGUCAGCUGACCAUUGUGGGAACACCGAGUGACACCUGUCCGUGUGGCCGACACACGGCGACCACCACCGGAGACGCCUCCGAGCUCUUUACCCGGGUUUAGAAGCGGAGCACGGAGCCGGCACCAGCAUGGCGGCCGAAAUCGAGCCGCGACCGCAGGUUCGGAAACCAUGUUUGCUUAGCAAGAUCGAGGCUUUCCAAGAUGUGGUGAGCGCGGCGGUCAUCAUUCCCAAGGAAGACGGCGUCAUCAGCGUGUCCGAGGACAGAACAAUUCGUGUUUGGCUGAAGAGGGACAGCGGUCAAUACUGGCCCAGUGUCUACCACACGAUGCCAUCCUUGUGUUCCUGCAUGACCUUUAACCCCGAGACCAGGAGGCUAUUGGUGGGGGUGGACACCGGGAGCAUCUGUGAAUUCAUCUUGGCGGAGGAUUACAACAAGAUGACACCAGCACAUUCCUACCAGGCCCACCAGGGCAAAGUGACGGUGGUUCUGUUCGUGCUGGAGAUGGAGUGGCUCCUCAGCACAGGUCAGGACAAGAAGUUCACCUGGCACUGCUCCGAGAGCGGCCAGCAGAUGGGCACCUACCACACUGCAGCCUGGGUCUCUGGACUACAAUUUGACGUGGAGACGAGGCACGCUUUUGUCGGCGACCAGUCGGGUCAGGUGACCAUCCUGAAGCUGGAGCAGGACAGCUGCAGCCUGGUGACCACCUUUAAGGGUCACACCGGUCACGUGACUGCGCUCUGCUGGGACCCGUCCCAGAGGGUCCUGUUCUCAGGAAGCUCAGACCACUCUGUCAUCAUGUGGGACAUUGGAGGACGCAAAGGCACCGCCAUCGAGCUGCAAGGACACAACGACAAGGUCCAGGGAUUGUGUUACGCCUCACACACACGCCAGCUCAUCUCGUGCAGUGCGGACGGCGGCAUCGUCAUCUGGAACAUGGAUGUCACCAGACAGGAGACUCCAGAGUGGCAGGACAGUGACUCCUGUCAGAAGUGUGAGCAGCCGUUCUUUUGGAACUUCAAGCAGAUGUGGGACAGCAAGAAAAUAGGCUUACGUCAGGGGUCGGGAACCUUUUGGGCAAAGAGAGCCACGAAAGCCACAUACAGUAUGUAAAAAUGUAUUUCCAUGAGAGCCAUGUCAUAUCGUUUAACACCGAAUACAACCAAAUGUGUGUAUAUUUAACAAUUUUAGACUGCAAUAAGUCUCUGAAUGUAUUCUUUUUAAUAGUGCUGUUAUAUGGAAGCUAACCAACAAUAAAUAAAUGACUUUUUACCAUUAAUGCCACUUCUGGUGCUGCAUGCUUUUGCGCCCUGCUCCGUAUCUUUCUUUCUUUUCCUUUUUCGUCAAAAGGGUCGUCUCUGCACAAUUAGCUAGCUGACUAUUUGAUUAAAGGAGGGACGCCCCCAAUAAUAAAGUUUUGGUGUCUGACACGGGAAACUUGGGAAGGACAGCUGGCAUUGCGCUAGAGAAUCAAAUGGAUGGAUUAAAAUGAAAAUAAAUUUAGAAUGUUAUUUUUAACACUGUGAUUUCUGUACUGUUUUACUUUAAAAUGUCAGGAAAACAAAUGAAAAUAAACACAUUUGAUGAUGUUAAGAAAUGUCUGAGAGCCAGAUGCAGUCAUCAAAAGAGCCACAUGUGGCUCCCGAGCCAGAGGUUCCCUGGCCCUGCUCUACUGUAUUCCAUGCACUCUCAAGAUAUAAACACGGCUGAAAGGUUUAGCUGAGAACUUCUGGAAAAAACUCUGCAACUCUGCUCCGUUUCCAUGCAAUGUGACGUGCAUAUUAGCAAGCUACAGCGACAUUAACAUGAUUUUUAUUAUUAACAUUGUUACGCCGAUCGAACUACGUUACUGCCGUAUUGACACCUUGCCACACCAUCCCAGCUAGCUAUUAGCCGGCUAGCAACGAGCUUCACCACACACCCGCAGUGCCUCAAAGCUACGCACUGGAGCUGUUGCUACUGCUGCUUUGUUUUUAUUGUGGAGUUUGGAAGAGUUAACGCCAGGUGUGGGCAUUCCUUUCCAUGUUGCUAAGUGAAAUCAAUGAGCCCAUGAAGGAAGUUCCGCUAAUGCUUAAAAGGACCAAAAUACUGCAAGUAUUCCAUGUUAUCAUGAAUGUACCUGUUACUACACGGUGACAGCAUGGAUGGAAAACCAUCCAACCUUGUAGGAGGCGGGCUUUUUAGGGCGGCAUAGGUGUGUCCCAUUAUGUGCAGUAAUGAGCUCUCUUUGUAUCUGUUUUUACAUCUUUGGAAGGCACAGAAAAGAGAAAGAUGUGUGUUAAUGUCUCACGUAAGGAUUUUGGAUGAUGGGGAAAAAAAAGUGCAGUUUUCCGUGAAGUGGCAUGCAAGUGUAAAAAGAAGAGAAGCAAUAAUAACAGCAGGGGUGUAACGGUAUGACAUCAUCACGGUUCGGUGCGUGCCUAGCUUUUAAGGUCACAUUUACGGGAACAAAAUGCAAAACAUAAAACUGCAUUCUCUUUACUAAUAGUCAACCACGAAGCAGCAAUGAUUCAUUUCUUUUAAAAGGAUGAAGCAGUGAAAGUGGAAGUGUAACGUGGCGAGUCAUUCUAUUGUUACAAUAUACCGAGGGCCAAGAAAAAGUCAUUCCAGACCGCAGACGUACUGAGCGAGCAAGCUUGUUGCUAUGAGGAGCAUGGUAUCACUCAUACUUGGCAGAAUUACCGAUACUGAUAUGAAGCGAUAUUGGCCAACAUGCCUACUCUGUGCGGUAGGAAAAAGGCAUGGUGAGUUCAGGUACCGUUACACCCCCGUCCAGUAAGAAGUGUGCAGUCACACUGGAGUUUUACCAAAAUCUCCACCCUCUCAUCGG